CUGGUUGGCCAAAAAGAAGUUUGGUGGUGUGAGGACCAGAGAAUCCCUAUCCCUUCCCAAAAUUAAUGGGCAAAACAAAACAAAACAUGUUUCAUUUUUUAUGUUGGCAUCAAAACAACUACUAACGGUAUUUCAGUUAAGUUACUUUUCCUCCUUCACUCUCCAUCCAAAACCAACCACUCCUACUGCUUCACAUUGUUAUGGCCAUUCAAGCUUUUCAUAGCUCUGCAUGUUACUUCCACUCCCACCUUCUUCACUCUUAUUCCACCACUGCAUAUCCACCAUUCCUUGCUUCAAGGAGGUUCCAAUUAUGCCCUUCAGCAAGAAAACCUCUCAAGUUGAGCUGCAGUUCGAGUGGCAACAAUGGUGACCAAGAUUACCUUCUGGAUGCUCCAGUCUCUGUAGGAGAUGGAUUCUCUUUUAGUGGAGGAAAGUAUUCAGAUGGGCCUAGUCCAAGCGAUGAAUGGUUUAAGCAAGGGAAAAAGGUUAAAGCCUAUUCAAUUCCUGGCACUGGUGAAAAAGCAAAAGAUCCAAUUUUUGGACUUGCUAUGGGUGCUGGGUCUCAAGCUACUGGUGAUCGUUACAGAUGGUUUUGUGUUGAAAGCGGAAGUACUGAUAAUCCUCCAGUGAUACUAAUCCAUGGUUUCCCUUCACAGGCAUAUUCUUAUCGCAAAGUUCUUCCAGUACUCUCCAAGGACUAUCAUGCUAUAGCAUUUGACUGGCUAGGAUUUGGGUUUUCUGAUAAGCCUCAACCAAGAUAUGGGUUUGACUACACACUGGAUGAAUAUGUGUCAUCAUUGCAGUCACUUAUUGAUGAAUUGGCUGUUACAAAAGUCUCACUUGUUGUCCAGGGAUAUUUUUCGCCUGUUGUAGUUAAGUAUGCCAGCAUUCACCAAGAAAAGCUCAGCAACUUAAUACUCCUUAAUCCACCUCUAACAGCCCAACAUGCCAAGCUUCCACCAACAUUGUCCAUUUUCAGCAACUUUCUGCUAGGUGAAAUAUUUUCACAGGAUCCAUUAAGGGCCAGUGACAAAGCUCUAACAAGCUGUGGCCCCUAUAAAAUGAAAGAAGAAGAUGCAAUGGUCUAUAGAAGACCCUAUCUCACAUCUGGUUCCUCAGGCUUUGCACUGAAUGCAAUUAGCAGGAACAUGAAGAAAGACCUCAAGAGAUAUGUGGAAGAUAUGCAUACAAUACUUAAGGACAAAAAUUGGAAAGUUCAAACCACAAUAUGUUGGGGCCAAAGGGACCGCUGGUUGAGCUAUGAUGGAGUGGAGGAUUUCUGCAAGGAUUCCAACCAUAAACUCAUUGAAGUUCCUACGGCCGGCCAUCAUGUGCAGGAAGAUUGUGGUGAGGAAGUUGGACAACUUAUUUGUGGGAUAAUAAGCAAAAGGAACAAGAUAUGAGGAUAUUUUCUCAUUGCGCCUUGAUAUGCUCAAAACUUUUGUUUCAUCGGUUCCUAUCUUUCUUCUUGGUCUCUAUCCUUUCGAUAAAUCUUGAUUCAGUGUCAAUCUUGCUCUGCAGAAAUGUGCUUUUUCAAAAGGUAAAGAAUAUAUUCUAUUGGAAGUGUAUCUUCUUCAAGUCUCUCUUGUCCAAACUUCAUUUGGCAGAGUACUCAAGGAAGAAGAAAAUUUCUUAAAAAGGAUUGUAAAACCUAAAACUUUCCUUUAUAGAAUCGUAGUAAUUUGUUCUCUUUGACACAGUAAAAUUUUAAAGUGAUGUUUCUUCAAAA
Messenger RNA from Cajanus cajan (pigeon pea), 1729 nucleotides. Its product is annotated as alpha/beta-Hydrolases superfamily protein. Gene Ontology annotation, molecular function: epoxide hydrolase activity. NCBI's taxonomy places the organism in Eukaryota, Viridiplantae, Streptophyta, Magnoliopsida, Fabales, Fabaceae. The record is from RefSeq and is a predicted model, not a curated record.